AUGUUGGCUAACGGACCUGAUGGAAACUUCGCUGCUUAUCACUAUACUGAUUUGGACAAAGUUGUUAUCCCCAUCAUUAUGCCGAUCGUGGUCACCAUAGGUAUCAUCAGCAACGUAAUGACAAUUAUCGUGAUAACAAGUUCAAAAUUUAUGCACACAAGUGUUAACAUAUACUUUGCAAAUUUGGCAGUAGCUGAUACUUUGUACUUAUUAGUGGCACCUUCUUGGAUUUGGAACUCGUAUGUUAAAAGUCCGAUACAUAAUUGGUAUGAUAUGAGUGAAGGUAGUGAUUGGUUUUGUCCGUUCUAUUCUUUUAUAACUGGAGCGGCGACAGCAGUCGCACUCUUCACAAUCUUAUGGAUGUCCAUUGAACGUUAUAUGGCAGUUUGCAAACCUUUUCAGUUCAGAAAAAGUGGAUUUGGAAUUUGUUCAAGAUCUAAAAAGAUUUGUGUCAUCAUCUGGCUCUUAGGCUUGUUUUGGGAUGCGAGACAGCUCGUCUUAACUUCCGCCAAAUUCACUGAUGUUAAAGGUCUAAAUUUUACACAGUGUAAACAUAAUGAUAUGAAUUAUUACAUUCUAGUGUUCGCAGAUCUACCUAUCAUUUUUUCAGCUACCAUGGUCGUGGUAUUUCUCUAUACGGCAAUGCUGAUCUCAUUACGAAAAGCACGUGUUAAUUCAGCUGAUUCGGCCUACACCAACAAGAAAUCCAGAUUAAAAUCGGAAAUGAAAAUUGUUCUGACAUUAGUUGUAACUGUCAUUGUUUAUUUUGUUUGUAUGCUCCCAAAAUACAUACAUGUUUUAUUGUUAAAGUAUAAAAUUAUAAACGAAAUCUUACUAAUCAAUAUCUUCAAACUCAUGUCUAUUAUAAAUUCAUCUGUGAAUCCUUUGAUAUAUAAUGUAAUGAAUGACUCCUUCAGACGAGCUUUUCGUGACUUAUACUGCAGAAGAUAUAAUAAAAAAUAA
Molecule: messenger RNA, 963 nt
Organism: Anneissia japonica
Lineage: Eukaryota; Metazoa; Echinodermata; Crinoidea; Comatulida; Comatulidae
Product: neuropeptides capa receptor-like
Exons: 1
Coding region: 1-963 (320 amino acids)
Biological process (GO): G protein-coupled receptor signaling pathway
Cellular component (GO): plasma membrane
Molecular function (GO): G protein-coupled receptor activity
Source: RefSeq, a predicted model, not a curated record